Molecule: messenger RNA, 2011 nt
Organism: Cherax quadricarinatus
Lineage: Eukaryota; Metazoa; Arthropoda; Malacostraca; Decapoda; Parastacidae
Source: RefSeq, a predicted model, not a curated record
AGCUUGAAAACCGGCCAAGUGGACUUGUAAAACACUCAAGGGAACUUGGAAAACACUCAAGGGGACUUGUAAGUCGGUCAUUGGUACCAGUAAAUCAGCCGGUGGGACUUAUAAAUCAGCCAAGGGGACUUAUAAACCAGCCAAGGAGACUUUUAAAUCGAUUAUGGGGAUUUGUAAACCAGUUAGGCGGACUUGUUAAACAGUAAAGGGCACUUAUAAAAUAGCCAAGUGGGCUUGUGAGUCAGUCAAGGGAACUUAUAAACCAGCUAAAUAAACUUUUAAACCAUUCAAGGGGACUUAUAAAAUCAGCAAAGGAGACUUACAAACCAACCAAGGGGACUUACAAAUCAAUGAAGGGGACUUGUAAACCAGACUCAACAUUGGGUAACUGUUGUAAUCGCGUUAGAAAACACUAACUAUCUGUAUCUGUUUAAAGACUAGCUGCUCCAGCUCAGCGUGACGACGGGUCCCAAGCUGCGUGAGUGACAGCCGUGAGUGCCGUGAGCUCAGAGGUAUCCUUGUGAGAGCUGCAACAUGAUCUGGCUGGACGGUGCAAUGGAGGUGAUGCCAUGCAUAAUCAUCAUCUCCUUUGUCAUUUUCAUGCUCACCCGGCUAUUCAGGAGAAAGCCCAAGGAGAACCUGAUGGACCAGGUGCCGGGACCUCCGCCGUUUCCCAUCAUCGAAAAUGCCCUGCAGAUCCUGACUGACUCCAAAGUCUUGUUUAGCUUCGUGCUUGCCAAUAGUUACAUCUGGAGCAGGAGAGGACCCAUCUACCGCGUUAGAUAUGGACACGUAGACCGUAUUAAUAUUGUCAAGGCCGAUGCAGUCGAGGCAGUACUCAGCAGCAGCACACAUCUAGACAAGAGUCCCGACUAUGACUUCCUUCAUCCCUGGUUAGGCACCGGCCUUCUCACCUCUACUGGCACUAAGUGGCACUCCCGCAGGAAGCUGUUGACUCCGGCCUUCCACUUCAAGAUCUUGGAAGACUUCUUGGAGGUGUUCAAUAACCAGAGCAACAAAUUAGUUCACAAACUGCAACAUCAGGCGGAUGGAAAACCCUUUGAUGUCUUCCCAUACAUUACGCUCUGUACGCUUGAUAUCAUCUGUGAAACGGCGAUGGGACAGAGCAUCAACGCUCAAGAUAACAAUGAUUCUGAAUACGUCAGAGCUGUCAAUAGGAUGACUACACUGCUUCUGGAGAGGAUGGCCCGCCCCUGGGAGCACUCAGAGUUUCUCUUUAACCUGCUGGGGUCUGCCAAAAAGCACAAAGCCUGCCUCAAAACCCUCCACGACUUCUCCAACAGUGCUAUCAGAAUGAAACGUCAUAUAAAGGAAAGGGAACGUGAGGAGCCGGAUGCUGCUGCUGACGAGGUUAUUGGGAAGAAGAAGCGCCUGGCCCUGCUGGACCUGUUGCUGGAGAGCUCGUCUGAAGGUGUGAAGUUAUCUGACGAGGAUAUCCGCGAGGAGGUGGACACUUUUAUGUUCGAAGGUCACGACACCACAACCGCUGCCAUCAACUGGGUCCUCUACCUCAUCGGCUGCUACCCGGAAAUCCAGGUUCGAGUCCAGGAGGAGCUGGACGGCAUCUUCGGCGGAACUGAUCGCCCAGCCACCAUGGCAGACCUCAGACAGAUGAAAUACCUUGAAAACUGCAUCAAAGAAGCGCUCAGACUCUACCCUUCUGUUCCUUUCCUUUCAAGACAGCUUAAGGAGGAGACUGUCAUUGGAGGGUAUCGCAUUCCGGCCGGUACACCAGUCAUGAUCAUCAUCUAUCGCCUCCACCGCGACCCUGACCAGUUCCCAAGCCCGGAAGCGUAUGACCCUGACCGCUUUUUAUUGGAGAACACCAUGAAGCGCCAUCCCUACGCCUACAUUCCCUUCAGCGCCGGCCCCAGGAACUGCAUCGGUGAGAGAACUUAUACCCUUAAUUUUUUUUAAAAGAUGGACCUCUAAACCAGAGGAAAGACUCAGUCAGAUGACCAAAAGCUCCAGCUGCCGGUUAUCAUAUGAC